AUGCGAAUCAGUUUAGUCCGUGGGGAUAGCUUAGACGAGCUUGCAACUCCUAUUCUCAUCGCUGAAAGUGUCGCUACCAACGAGGUCUCAUACAUAUGGCAGAUUGGAGACUCAUUGGGCGCAGGCGACAACUAUUGGAUUAUGGUCACAUACCUAAAGGACCAGGACGUAAUCAAUUACUCGUCAAGGCCCCGUGACAUCGACCAGCUUGCCCUCCGCAACUCCAAUAUCAACUACUACACAGCCUGGUAG
Phaeoacremonium minimum UCRPA7 is the source of this 252-nucleotide messenger RNA. RefSeq lists its product as hypothetical. The transcript has 3 exons. The record is from RefSeq and is a predicted model, not a curated record. The coding region runs from base 1 to 252 and encodes 83 amino acids. Lineage: Eukaryota; Fungi; Ascomycota; Sordariomycetes; Togniniales; Togniniaceae.